CCGCCAUGGAAGGCCCCGGGGCCGCGGCCCCCGGCGGGGGGAACGUGCCCGCCUUCCUCACCAAGCUCUGGACGCUCGUGGAGGACCCGGACACGGACGCGUUGAUUUGCUGGAGCCCGAGUGGAAGCAGCUUCCAUGUGUUUGACCAGGGCCAGUUUGCCAAGGAGGUGCUCCCAAAGUACUUCAAACACAACAACAUGGCCAGCUUCGUGCGGCAGCUCAACAUGUAUGGCUUUCGCAAGGUUGUCCACAUUGAGCAGGGAGGACUGGUGAAGCCAGAGAAAGACGACACGGAGUUCCAGCAUCCCUACUUCAUCCGAGGGCAGGAGCACCUCCUGGAGAACAUCAAGAGGAAAGUAACCAGCGUAUCCAGCAUCAAGAACGAGGACAUAAAGGUCCAGCAGGACAACGUAACCAAGCUGCUGACUGACAUCCAGGUGAUGAAGGGGAAGCAGGAGAGCAUGGACUCCAAGCUGAUCGCCAUGAAGCAUGAGAACGAGGCGCUGUGGAGGGAGGUGGCCAGCCUGAGGCAGAAGCACGCUCAGCAGCAGAAGGUGGUCAAUAAGCUCAUCCAGUUCCUGAUCUCCUUGGUUCAAUCCAACCGCAUCCUCGGAGUGAAGAGGAAGAUCCCCCUGAUGCUCAACGACGGCAGCUCAGCACAUUCCAUGCCGAAGUACAGCCGCCAGUAUUCCCUGGAGCACGUCCACGGCUCCUCCCCGUACACAGCUUCUUCCCCAGCAUACAGUGGCUCCAACCUCUAUUCCCCGGAUUCUUCAGCCAACUCCGGUCCCAUCAUCUCCGACGUGACCGAGCUCGCCCAGUCCAGCCCCUCAGCAUCCCCCAGCGGCAGCCUCGACGGCAGGAGCAGCCCCGUGGUGCGGAUCAAGGAGGAGCCCCCCAGCCCCAGCCGCAGCCCCCAGGUAGAGGAGGCCAGCCCCGGGCAGCCUCCUGCCCUGGAGACCCCGCUCUUCCCCUCCACCUUCAUCGACUCCUUCCUGCAGGAGCCCGAGCCCAGCGCCGCGGCUGCCGCCAGCGCCAGCCCCACGCAGCCGCAGCCCAAGUGCCUCAGCGUCGCCUGCCUCGACAAGAAUGAGCUCAACGACCACCUGGACACCAUCGACUCCAACCUGGACAACCUCCAGACCAUGCUGAGCACGCACGGCUUCAGCGUGGACACGAGCGCCUUGUUGGAUCUCUUCAGCCCUUCCAUGACGGUCACGGACAUGAACCUGCCCGACCUGGACAGCAGCUUGGCCAGCAUCCAGGAUCUCCUUUCAUCCCAGGAACAGCAGAAACCCACGGAGAGCGAGGCCGGCGCAGCGGACGCAGGGAAGCAGCUCGUGCACUACACCGCCCAGCCCCUUUUCCUGGUGGAUUCCAGCGCCGUGGACGUGGGCUCCGGGGACCUUCCCAUCUUCUUCGAGCUGGGCGAGGGUCCCUAUGGCCCGGAUGGCGAGGGGUACCCGGAGGAUCCCGCCCUCUCCCUGCUGGCCGGGCCCGAGGCCAAGCCCAAGGACCCCGCUGUCUCCUAG
Molecule: messenger RNA, 1532 nt
Organism: Pezoporus flaviventris
Lineage: Eukaryota; Metazoa; Chordata; Aves; Psittaciformes; Psittacidae
Gene: HSF1
Product: heat shock transcription factor 1
Exons: 13
Coding region: 6-1532 (508 amino acids)
Biological process (GO): regulation of DNA-templated transcription
Molecular function (GO): DNA-binding transcription factor activity; sequence-specific DNA binding
Source: RefSeq, a predicted model, not a curated record